CUCACUGUACAAGACCUCUCCCCUUCACUUCACGCUGACUGCAGGGUGGGAGAUGCAACAAUGGCCUUGAGAACAGCAGGAAGUGUGUUGGUGGUCUUUCUCUGGUCUGUAGCAGUGGUACUGGGUCAGAAUGGCUGGAGUGUGACUUACACCAAGAAGAGUAUCUGUACCUUGAAGGGGUCAACAGUGAAGCUGACCUGCUCUUACAUAUAUCCCAGUGGUAGAGUCACAACAAACCUCUGGUUCUAUAAAAAGGAUGCUAAGGGGAAUCCUGUGAGUCUGCUUGAUAACCCAGACUAUAAAGAUCGUGUGACGUACCGUAGUGAGAGGAAGAAUGGCCACACCCUGUCAAUCAGAGCCCUGAGAGAGAGUGACUCAGCUAAUUACAAGUUCAGAUUUAUAACAGAUGGUAACAAAGGAAAAUAUACUGGUGAUCCUGGAGUCACUCUGUCUGUAACAGGUCUGCAGGUGAAGGUGACUCCUGCUGCAGAGGGACAGAAGACACUGACCUGUAGCACCACCUGUACUCUGACUGACAACCCCACCUACAUCUGGUACAAGAACGGACACAAAGUAAAGGAGGACACUUCCAGCCUGGACUCAGACUCCUUUAGUGAUGCAGACAGCUACUCCUGUGCUGUAAAAGGCCAUGAGGACCUUCACUCUCCUGCAGUGUAUGGACCAAGGAACACCUCAGUAUCAGUCAGUCCCUCUGGUGAAAUAGUGGAGGGCAGUUCAGUGACUCUGACCUGCAGCAGUGAUGCCAACCCUCCUGUCCAGAGUUACACCUGGAUGUACAGGAAGAAUGGAGAUGGCUCAAAGAACACCUCAGUGUCAGUCAGUCCCUCUGGUGGAAUAGUGGAGGGCAGUUCAGUGACUCUGACCUGCAGCAGUGAUGCCAACCCACCUGUGGACAAAUACACCUGGUACAAGAAAAACGUAACCUCACCAAAAGCAUCAGGACAGAGUUACAGCAUCACUAACAUCAUCUCUGAGGACAGAGGAGAAUAUUACUGUGAGGCUGAGAAUACAAUAGCAUCUAAUAACUCUACUACAACUCUGAUGAUUAUUGUAGCAGGGAAACAAACCUCAGUUGUGACUGCAGCUGUAGGAAUCAUCGUGGUUGUUCUGGUUCUCAUCCUCUGUUUCUCUGGACUCAUGUGGUUCAGGAAGAAGGCCUCCAAAUCCACCUCUGACACAAGAGACAAAGCAGACGAUGGACAGGGAGACUCUAUUCCAGUGUAUGACAACGUCUCAAUCAUGGCCAUGAGCCCUACAGACAAACCCACAGACAAACCCACAGACAAACAGGAUGACAUUCACUAUGCCAGCAUCCACUUCUCUCGCUCCAAAAACCAGGAAGUGCCUCUGUACUCCACCGUCCAACUGCCUCAAACCCAGAAACAGGAAGAAGAUGUCCAGUACUCUGCUGUGAAAUUCAACCGCCCACUGCUGCCACCCAACCCGCAGCAACACAAGCAUCUGAGGAGAACCCAUCUGUUCUCUACAGCACAGUCAACAAACCCAGAACCAAGAAAUACUGAACAGAACUAACCCGGAACCAAGAAGACCUGAACACAACAAGUUUAACAAAAACCUUGUAUAUCUGGACCCGUAUAUUAUAACUAAGUGGUAUAAUUAAGCAAUAAUGUCAGAGGGGGUGUGGUAUAUUGGCCAAUAUACUGUACCACGGCUAAGGACUGUUCUUAAGCACGACACAACGCAGAGUUCCUGGAUACAGCCCUUAGCUGUGGUAUAUUGGCCUAUAUACUGUACCACGGCUAAGGACUGUUCUUAAGCACGACACAACGCAGAGUUCCUGUAUACAGCCCUUAGCUGUGGUAUAUUGGCCAAUAUACUGUACCACGGCUAAGGACUGUUCUUAUGCACGACACAACGCAGAGUUCCUGUAUACAGCCCUUAGCUGUGGUAUAUUGGCCAAUAUACUGUACCACGGCUAAGGACUGUUCUUAUGCACGACACAACGCAGAGUUCCUGGAUACAGCACUUAGCUGUGGUAUAUUGGCCUAUAUACUGUACCACGGCUAAGGACUGUUCUUAAGCACGACACAAUGCAGAGUUCCUGUAUACAGCCCUUAGCUGUGGUAUAUUGGCCUAUAUACUGUACCACGGCUAAGGACUGUUUUUAAGCACGACACAACGCAGAGUUCCUGGAUACAGCCCUUAGCUGUGGUAUAUUGGCCUAUAUACUGUACCACGGCUAAGGACUGUUCUUAAGCACGACACAACGCAGAGUUCCUGGAUACAGCCCUUAGCUGUGGUAUAUUGGCCUAUAUACUGUACCACGGCUAAGGACUGUUCUUAAGCACGACACAACGCAGAGUUCCUGGAUAGAGCCGUUAGCUCUGGUAUAUUGGCCUAUAUACUGUACCACGGCUAAGGACUGUUCUUAAGCACGACACAACGCAGAGUUCCUGGAUACAGCCCUUAGCUGUGGUAUAUUGGCCUAUAUACUGUACCACGGCUAAGGACUGUUCUUAAGCACGACACAACGCAGAGUUCCUGUAUACAGCCCUUAGCUGUGGUAUAUUGGCCUAUAUACUGUACCACGGCUAAGGACUGUUUUUAAGCACGACACAACGCAGAGUUCCUGGAUACAGCCCUUAGCUGUGGUAUAUUGGCCUAUAUACUGUACCACGGCUAAGGACUGUUCUUAAGCAUGACACAACCUAGAGUUCCUGGAUACAGCCCUUAGCUGUGGUAUAUUGGCCUAUAUACUGUACCACGGCUAAGGACUGUUCUUAAGCACGACACAACGCAGAGUUCCUGGAUACAGCCGUUAGCAGUGGUAUAUUGGCCAUAAACCACAAACCCCUGAGGUGCCUUAUUGCUAUUAUAAACUGGCUACCAACAUCAAUAGAAAAGUAAAAAAGUAAUUUUGCGUCAUACCCAUGCUGUAUUGUCUGAUAUACCAACACAAUCUCACACUCAAUUUGUGCAAAUAUGAACAAAAACUAUUUCAGCAGAUUUCAUGUUUUUUUGCCUUUUGGGUGGAUUAAUUCAUGGGAAAAGACACUCCUUUUUUAGCGAUUAAAUUUUUAGCAAAAUACACACAUUUUGUGCGACUUCAUUCAUAGGAAAAUACAUUUUUGGGGGCAAACUUUUCUAAAGAAGGUAACUCCUCUCCCCAACGAUCCAUUUUUCCUUUUCUGUUUGUUUUGUCUUUGGUUCUUUUUCACACCUGGUUUCAUUUGCGUUAAUUUCUGUGUGUAUAAGGGUAACCUGUUGCCUGCCUAAGUUUGUGCGGGAUUAGUCUUUUUAUGUGAUGUGCUCAGUGUUAUUUGUUUUCACGGUUACGUAAUUGUAUAUAGUGUCGGAACUGUGUUUGUUCCUCCGUGCGUUUGCACGGGUUCUCCGUUACGAGGGCGUUGUCCUCUUCGAUUGUGCCAUUCCAGUGUUGGUGGACUGUCUUCUUAAAGCACGCUUCUCAGGCAUCCCUGCUCUCCUGCGCCUGACUCCUACACCUUUCACCUAGACGCACCUUAUCACAGCAAUGCAUGAUGAGCAAUGGUGUUCUACACUGCCUUUUUUUGUCUGAUAUACAGUACACACUUCUGAAAUGUUGUUUCAGCCAAUCGGCAUCCAGGAACCAAACUACCCAGGAUCAUAUCGGUAGUCCCAGCAGUUGGUAGAGCCAUGCUAGGGUAGAGUCGUAAAUUAGAGUAGGAGUGCUGAUCUAGGGUCGGUUUUGCCUUUUAAACUAUGAUGAACAAGAAAAGGAGCUUAAAAAAAUAUUAUUUUUUUUCAAGUUAAUUUAAAAAAUAUAUAUUUACAGCAAACACAAUCUGAUUAAAGGAAUCUUUGACAAAUAAACUUGAAAUAUUAAACUUAA
Oncorhynchus nerka (sockeye salmon) is the source of this 3853-nucleotide messenger RNA. Its product is annotated as basigin-like. The record is from RefSeq and is a predicted model, not a curated record. The transcript is spliced from 10 exons. The coding region runs from base 61 to 1554 and encodes 497 amino acids. NCBI's taxonomy places the organism in Eukaryota, Metazoa, Chordata, Actinopteri, Salmoniformes, Salmonidae.